This is a messenger RNA of Physcomitrium patens, 4445 nucleotides long. RefSeq lists its product as uncharacterized. NCBI's taxonomy places the organism in Eukaryota, Viridiplantae, Streptophyta, Bryopsida, Funariales, Funariaceae. The record is from RefSeq and is a predicted model, not a curated record.
AGAUGAACAACCCCCACGCCGCCAGCUCCUGCAGCAAUCACCCCUCCAUCAUCGCAGCAAGGAGAAGGCCGUGGUAUUCAAGUGUCAGUCGGUGCUGGCAGCAUGUGUGCUUGUAUCUAGCGGGGUCUUUCUUCAGUGAAUUCUGUCUCUUAAACUAGUUGGCAGAAUUAUCUUCUCACGACAGAAGGUAAUGCUUCAAUCGCCACCUGCUGUGGAUGAAAUUGAAGCGUUGUAUGCAGUUGGGUUAGGCGAACGGAGUUAUGUAUGGUUGCGGCAUGGAAUUUUAGAAUAUUCAUCACGUAGCACAAAUGGCAAGCCUGGUAGACAACCCCUUAGUUUGGUUUAGCGGGUUCGAGGUCGGGAUUGUUAACUUGUGAACAUGUCGAGAGGGGUGUAUACGUGCUCAUCUCUCCGGCUGUGUCGACGUGUCUGGAAGCAAUACAUUUCGACAUACAGGUGACUUCACUAUAUGUGCCGUUCUAGUUUACGGCAGCAGGCGCGUUCGAGUGGGUACUGGUAAGAGAAGAAUUUUGACGGAGGAGGUUUCUAUUUUCGACCAUUUGAUCUCUUGGACAUCUAAGCCUGAAGUGAAUGAAUUGAAGCCAGUGCAGUUGGCGUUGCAAUCAGUCGUCUCAAUGCACUGCAGCCUUCAUGUAGAAGUGACCGUUGCUUUUCGUCAGAAUGCGUAAGCGCAGCUUCGAGAACAGAGGGAUCUGAGAAUUCAUCUCCAGGGUCCAAUUAGCGUGUAUUGCAAACCCCUCCUAUCUGCUGCACCACCUGGUCGCUUAUAUUUUAGCGUGUGAAACAUCCCAUGUGAAGCGAUGGGGACGCGAAGAGAAAAAGAUAAGAGCAGUUCCAGCAGUAAUCAACGAAAAAUUGUGUUUGUGCGGAAGGAGGCUGUUCGUAAGAACGAGGGGCAUGUUUGGAGCGAUGCAGACGCUGGUCGCUUGAAUGCCACCAGCAAGAAGUUUUCACUGCUCGACUUUCCCACCCUGUUAGAGAAUGAUUCACACCUCAAUAGCAGAGGCCGACAUGGAAGGAGCGAUGUUGGUGUGGACGUCAAGCUCGAGGAAGUAGAUUCUAGAUGGCCUCAGGAUAGCAUUGAAACUGCAAACUGGGCAAAUAGCUUUCGUUUUGAGCUCGACAGACAAGAUGUCCACAAGAUGCAGGCAAUAUUGGGCGGAGAUGUACACAAGUCCAGAAGGAAUUCCGUCGAUCAGCAUUUGACUGACAACCGAAGUGGGAGUUUCCAGUUAAAGAGUGAUUUUGAGGAGGUGAGCGAAAAAGAAUAUGGACAUCUGAAGCCUCCGCGGCAGUUGGAGAAAAGUCAUGGUUCCUUCAGAUCUUCUCCAUGUGCUACAGCCGAUGCGUCUUGCGAGGGCGGAGAAGAUUGUUCAAACGAAUCGCAUGUCAAGGCUCCUAACAGCCUGCGUAUGGCUGUGAGCGUGCCAAACCCACCAGGUAGGGGUACGAUUCUGCGAAGACUUUGUGAUUUGAAGACUCAGUGGUCGACCCCAAGGGUUAUGCUAGAUGAUGAGGUGAGCUACAACAACGAGAUGGCUGUCGAGAGAGACAACCUUCGACACAGGCUCAAGUCAAGUUUAUUAUUGUUGAAAAACGACAACGUUGGCCACAGCGUCAGCUCCUCUCUUGUAAUGAAGGAGCACUCAGUUUCAAGGCAAUCUAAAAGCAGCCCCCAAGAGGACGCUUUGGGUGAGCUAGACAUCAUGCCAAUUUCCGUCAAUAGAAAGAUGCUCGGUUGCGAUUCCUCUGCAUCUGGACUAUCCGGCGGUAUUUCUUGUAGACUUGCACAAGAGCAGUCGACUACUCCGACAUCGACGAGGUUCAAACCUGCUUCCAUGCAAGGGCAGUCUACCACUCCGAGAUCAGUCAGGUCUAGAAAUGGCUCCAUACAAGAGCAGAUUGUUAGCAUUCAGAAGCGAUCCUUGGCAACGCCGUGCAAUAUCAACGAUCCUACCCCAUAUGACACCCCCUAUUUGUCAGCUGCAAUUCCAUUCAAGUGGGAAGAGGAGCCUGGUAAGCCCAAGUCCAUCGAUGCCACUGCGAAUCGUGCACUAUCUGACAAGUCGCCAUUAGAGAGCAUGAAGGUAAGCAACUUUACGAAAAUUCAACUGGAUCGUUUGCAGAAAGAUGAUGAAAAUUUACGAGGCUCUCCAGAUGGUGGUUCUAGCAAUGGCGACGAAGGGUGCAUCUACAGCCACAGAUUUUACGGUAGGGGGGUUUCAUUUGGGCAUUCGAGACAGACGAGCAUGGGACUUUCUAGCAGAAGUCAUGGCUCGAAAGAACCUCUUAUUGACCUUGAUGGAUCUGCAGCUGCGAAAUUCUUAGUAGAGCAGUAUGAUACACCCAUUAACACUCCCAGCAGACUCAGCUCGUCACCCACAGUAGCGGUGCCUUUCGAUUGGGAAUAUGCGCCAGGGAAAUCCAAAAUAGAGACCAGUUUUCCAACUGCAAGCCCUUGCAUUCUCCAGUUGCCUCCUCGACUAGCCGUCCCCUACUACCAUACCACUGAGAGCUUCUCUCGGGAGCUUCGGGUUUCCCACCCUGAAUUCGCUGGGUUUUUCGCAUCCUGUUUAACAGCGUCAUCGCCAGUCCUGAAACAAAGCGAUCGCGCAUUUUUCCAGUAUGCUUCUAGCAAAAGUCUGCCUCCUAGAGUACCACAAACAGUCAGCCCUUCCGAUCAGCGACGGAGACGCCAUGGUUUUCUGAGUCGCUGCAUCUCUACGCCUCUAGAAGGUUGCCAGAUGCGAUUGACCAAAUCCUUUAAUGACAGCGUUCUGUAUCCCAAUAGCUCCGACAAGUCAUUUGGUGAUGCAUUUUCGACACCCGGUUCACCGGGUCUGAAACCCAAGAGUUUGUUGAGUUCAGAGACGAAACGCUUUCCUACUUGGGCACAGAAGGGCAGUCACCAUAACGCGCCCUCGUCGCCUACGAGUAUCUUGUGUGGCCCUGAAGGAAGCAGUAGCCAAACCUCAACCUCAGCGUCUAACAACUUCUUCAGUGGAGAUCUUGGGGAGUUUACGAGGGACCCUAUUCGUUCUGCGUCCCAAUCAGCAUCAAAAUCGAGCUCCUCUCACGAGUCCAUUGAGGAAGAUUUUGUUGAAUCGGAGAAUUCUUCAUGCAAUGCAUUGCCGAAUCAACAUUCCGCUUAUCAUCAUUCUGAGGCAGACUCUUUUAGAAAGGUACCCUAUUCCUACAGGACGAGAGGAUCUUCUGAUGCUGGAAACAAAUCCUUCGACAAACAGAGAAGCCAGAAGCAUCAAGGAACAGCACAUAAUCCCGAGGUUUGGUCUCCUGAAGUUGGCAAGUAUUUCCAGUUCCUUAAGCUCAAUGAUGCCGCUGCAACAACGGCAUCCACAUCUGCCGAAGACAACUCUUGUCUGCUUGACAAACGGACAGCUCCAACGUCAAGUGGAUAUCUCAACUGUGAAGGCGAGCCACUCCCUCCCAAACAUUCGGCUACAAGGCAAUCAGUGCCGCUGCAAGCAAGCGAGAAGUCAAGUGCACUGGAGUCCCCGAAACGUCCCUCCAGACUCCCUUACACAAUGCCAUCCGUUGCAGAACAAAUUCUCGCUUCAUGUACCGAAUCUACGAAAAGGCAGCUCAUUCAAGAUUUAAGUCCUCGACUUCUGCGGCAAUAUUCUGGGAGGAAACCCAGUUCAAGCCAGGACUUCAGUGCCAAUGCCUAUAAUCAUUCGCGAGCGGAACGGCACACGAUUCUCAGCAAUGGGCUUGAGGAAGCAUCGCCUUCGCCAGCAUAUGCGGCUGCCUUAGAUCUUCUGUCGCCAGCUGCAAAUCACAUUGCGCAGCGGUGGAAAGGGAAGGAGUCUCCUCUUAAGGCUUCCCUUGGAAAACCACGACGACGCGUCCGAUUCUUGUUGUCGAUGUGUAAAACUCUAAAGCGCGUUCUUAGCAGACAACGACGUCGCAAGUCGAUGGAGCCCAUGCUCACAUACCGCGAUGGGCUGGGCCCUACAACGUUUCAGUUUAUUAAGCCGAACUGAGAUACAAGCAGUUCGAAAGAGGUGAAGAUCAUUCAGACAUGUCUCGGGGUUGGAGACUCGGGAGAUAUCCGCAAGAGAUUCGUACUCCCUUCUUUGGGAAUCUUACUGAUGCGGCUCAGAAUUGCGACAGCAAAAUCAUCUUCAGUGAUUUUCUAUGCGUGGCAGUAAGGCAUUGUGACAAGGCUCACGACCAGUCCUCUUUUACAAACAAACGACGAUCAAACUAUGUCGGGAAUUUGAGAAAUGAUUGUGCGGUUAGGUUAGACUAGGGGUAGUGCUCCUAAGCAUGCUACGAUCGCAAUGUACAUACUGUACAUUAAACAAACUGCACCGCAUGGAGCUCGUUAUGUACCAAGACACGAAAGAAAGCUGCGUAACAAUUCCUUCACACCUUCAAUAAAGGCUUCAUAUUUUCCGUUA